AUGACCCCAGCCACGCUUUCAAUCUUCCGUAAGGGCGCAACAGCUCUGAUUACAGGAGCUGCAUCCGGAAUCGGCCUCGCCACAGCUCAGCGAUGCUACUCCCACGGUAUGAACCUCGUGCUCCUCGACCGGGACGCCACCAGACUCUCGCAAAUCACCAAGCACCACUUCCCACCGGAAGGAACAAGCACGAUCACAACCCAUGUUAUCGACGUCUCUUCAAGACUUGAAUGGCAACAGCUAGCGCCGCAGAUCAAAUCAUCCCACCCACAGGGCAUCGACUUCCUCAUGUUAAAUGCCGGAGCCGGGUUCACACCCCAGGAAGGGAAAACAUUCUGGGAUGACGCGGAGUACUUCGAGAAGACCUUUGCCGUCAACACUCUGGGCUACACAAAUGGGCUCGCUGCACUCCUGGACAGCGUGAUCACAGUUGAUAAUAAGAAUGAAGCUGAGCGAGCAAUUGUCUUGACCGGGUCUAAGCAGGGAAUCACGAACCCGCCAAGUAACCCGGCAUAUAACGCGUCGAAAGCCGCUGUUCGGACUAUUGCAGAACAUCUGUCCUUCGAUAUGGCUAAGGCUGCACCCAAUGUCAGCGUUCAUUUGUUGAUUCCAGGGUGGACGUACACUGGCUUUCAUACUGCUGCGUUUCGAGAAAAGCCCGCAGGGGCGUGGAUGCCGGAGGAGGUGGUUGAUUUCAUGGUUGAGAAAAUGGCAGAGAAACGGUUUUAUAUUCUUUGUCCGGAUAAUGAGGUUAGCGAGGAGCUGGAUAGAAAACGUAUUCUCUGGACCACGUCCGAUCUUGUCGAGGGUCGGCCACCUUUGACAAGAUGGAGAGAAGACUGGAAAGAGAAGGUGAGGGUUGGAAUGGAGCAUGUCUCGCUCAAUGGGAUGGAUAAGUUGAAUUAA
Molecule: messenger RNA, 906 nt
Organism: Aspergillus welwitschiae
Lineage: Eukaryota; Fungi; Ascomycota; Eurotiomycetes; Eurotiales; Aspergillaceae
Product: SDR family NAD(P)-dependent oxidoreductase
Exons: 1
Coding region: 1-906 (301 amino acids)
Cellular component (GO): intracellular anatomical structure
Molecular function (GO): oxidoreductase activity, acting on NAD(P)H, oxygen as acceptor
Source: RefSeq, a predicted model, not a curated record